AUGCCGCCGCGCGAUCAGGUCGCGCGAGUGGCGAAGAUGCUUGGCGACGAGUUCGGGACGGCGUCGAACAUUAAGAAUCGCGUGAACCGGCAGUCAGUGCUGGGUGCUAUCACGUCCGCGCAACAACGACUCAAGCUCUACAACAAGGUCCCUCCGAACGGCCUGGUGUUGUACACGGGAACGAUCGUGACAGACGACGGCAAGGAAAAGAAGGUGACGAUCGACUUCGAGCCGUUUAAACCCAUCAACGCGUCGCUCUACCUGUGCGACAACAAAUUCCACACCGAGGCGCUCAACGAGCUGCUCGAAUCCGACGAGAAGUUCGGCUUCAUUGUGAUGGACGGCAAUGGCGCGCUCUUCGGCACGCUCUCGGGCAACACGCGCGAGGUGCUGCACAAAUUCACGGUGGAUCUGCCUAAGAAGCACGGGCGCGGAGGGCAAUCCGCGCUGCGAUUCGCGCGGCUGCGCAUGGAGAAGCGGCACAACUACGUGCGCAAGACGGCGGAGCUUGCGGUGCAGUUCUUUAUCAACCCGCAGACGUCGCAGAUCAACGUGUCGGGGUUGGUGCUCGCGGGCGCUGCGGAGUUCAAAACGGAGCUGAGCCAAUCGGACAUGUUCGACCAGCGCCUGCAGUCGAAGAUCCUGAACGUGGUGGACGUGUCGUACGGCGGGGAGAACGGGUUCAGCCAGGCCAUCGAGCUCAGCGCCGAGCUGCUGGCCAACGUCAAGUUCAUCCAGGAGAAGCGCCUGAUUGGUCGGUACUUUGAUGAGAUCAGCCAGGACACGGGCAAGUACGUGUUCGGUGUGGACGACACUCUCAAGGCGCUCGAGAUGGGUGCUGUGGAGAUUCUGAUCGUGUGGGAGAACCUUGAUGUCAACCGAUACACACUCAAGAACGCAGUGACGGGCGAGAUAGUGAUAAAGAAUCUGAGCAAGGAGCAGGAGGCCGAUCAGAGCAACUUCAGAGACGCAGAGACGGGCGCAGAGCUGGAGGUGCAGGAGAAAACGUCCCUCUUGGAGUGGUUUGCAGAGGGGUACAAGAAGUUUGGGUGCACGCUUGAGUUUGUGACCAACAAGAGCCAGGAGGGCUCGCAGUUCUGCCGAGGGUUUGGCGGGAUUGGCGGGAUCUUGAGGUACCAGCUGGACAUGAGAACGUUUGACGAGGCGAGUGAUGACGACGCUGUUUACGAUGAUGACUCGGAUUAG
This is a messenger RNA of Closterium sp. Yama58-4, 1206 nucleotides long. The record is from the annotation of a GenBank genome assembly. Lineage: Eukaryota; Viridiplantae; Streptophyta; Zygnematophyceae; Desmidiales; Closteriaceae.